Molecule: messenger RNA, 696 nt
Organism: Pectinophora gossypiella (pink bollworm)
Lineage: Eukaryota; Metazoa; Arthropoda; Insecta; Lepidoptera; Gelechiidae
Exons: 3
Coding region: 1-696 (231 amino acids)
Source: RefSeq, a predicted model, not a curated record
AUGCCGAAACAAAAGCGUUCUGCGGAAGAAAAGAUGGAAUAUUAUAAAAAUAAAAUUCGGAAAUAUGAAUUACGACGACAAGGCGCUGGUCAACAACCUAACCAGAGUCCCUCCGGUUAUACACCAUGCAUGGACUAUUCGGAAGAAGGGCCUAUAAUUGAGGCGAUACCAGUGGAUCCUGUCGAUGAUACAGUAAACGAUAGUGACGACUCCUUCGAAACCAUCCCGUCUACUACAGCUGAUCCGGUAUUAGACCCGUCAUCAGGUGCCGAAGAAACAGUUCCUAAUAAUCCUGAAAUCGAGAACGUGGUACCUGAAAUAGACCCGGAACUUUUACAAGCCUUAGGCGAAGUAACAGAAGGGACUCCUGAAUUCGGGGAAAAGAUCCACGAAAACCUAGCACAACUGUGGGCACCCCUGCUUAAGAAAGGAUUAUCAAAGGAGAGUAAGGAAAAGCUUACGAAAGAUUAUCUUAUUCCCGAAAAUUGUAAGUUAUUUCAAGCACCUAAACUAAAUGCUGAAAUAACAGCAGCUAUUUCAGAACUAGCAAGGAACUGGGACAAGAAAAUGAUGGCAACCCAACAACAGUUAGGCAUUGGCCUAACGGCUGUCAAUAGAGCCAUGACAAUCCUUCUAACCAGCGAUAACAAAGUUAAGGCAAUGAACAACAGGGUUAUUAUCGAACAAAAUGCAUAA